Messenger RNA from Tribolium madens (black flour beetle), 509 nucleotides. Its product is annotated as endo-1,4-beta-xylanase A-like. The transcript has 2 exons. The record is from RefSeq and is a predicted model, not a curated record. Bases 63 to 467 code for a protein of 134 amino acids. NCBI's taxonomy places the organism in Eukaryota, Metazoa, Arthropoda, Insecta, Coleoptera, Tenebrionidae.
UGUAAAUAAGUUGCUAGGAGUAUAUAAACGAACCAAGCCCUACGUAAUCACUAGUUAAAAAAAUGGCCCACUGUCACGGGAAGUACGCAGUAAUAAGAAACCAAAAAUCGGGUCUUGUUUUAGACGCUAAUGAAUAUGUAGUCAAAGUUCAACAUUUUACCGGAUUUCCAUCUCAACUAUGGAAGUUAGAAGAAGCAUGUCCUGGUAAAUUUUUCAUUGUUAACAAAGGCAACGGAAAAGUUUUGGAUAUACAGGGAGGUCUAAACAAUGGCUCCAAUUUAAUUACGUAUCAGAAACAUGGUGGUUUAAAUCAGCAAUGGUAUGUUAAUUCCGAUGGAACAAUUGUUAGUGCCGGUGGAAAUUUCGCUGUGGACAUAUGUAGUGAAAAGUAUGCGGCAGGAAAUAAUUUAAUUGCGUAUCGCAAGCAUGGAGGAGCCAAUCAGCAAUUCACUUUUCAGUAUCAAUAGUAAUUUGUAAUUUUACAUCUAAAUAAAGUAAUUUUAAUUUGA